Oryzias melastigma (Indian medaka) is the source of this 2680-nucleotide messenger RNA. It is a transcript of the gene scara3, whose product is annotated as scavenger receptor class A, member 3. Lineage: Eukaryota; Metazoa; Chordata; Actinopteri; Beloniformes; Adrianichthyidae. Bases 273 to 2090 code for a protein of 605 amino acids. The transcript is spliced from 12 exons. The record is from RefSeq and is a predicted model, not a curated record.
UCUCUCCUCUGCACAUGGGUUCUGGCUGCAGAGCUGCUCUCAGCUUCAGAGCUGCACGCAAACACAAGUCCAGACCUUCAAGGUUGCUACCUGCUUUCUGUUUGGAAGUUCCUCUGAGCUGCAGAUGCGUCCGUUCCUGCUUUUUCCCGUCAGCGCCGUCAGACUUUAAAGGCUGUCAGAACCCAAAUGAGCAUCUUUACUGAGCGGGUCAGAGAGGAGACGAAGGCUGCAUCAAACAGGACCUCAGACCAAACCGUUAAGGAAAGUUCACCAUGAAAGACAACUACGAUGGAUACGAGAACCAGCUCUUUAAAGACGAGGACUUCACAGUGGAAGAGGAGGAGAUGCCUUCAUUUAGAGGUCGUUCUCGAGGUGGAUGUGUGAGAUGCCAGCAGAGCCAUUCUCUCCAGACGGCAGUGAAAGUCCUGUACGGAUUUGUUGCUUUCCUCAUCAUCAUAGUUGCAGUGCUCGCGUCUCUCGUUUUCAGAAAGAUGAACUACUUAUCUACAGAGGAAUCUUCCUAUCAGAGGAAGAUCAACCAGGCUCAACAAGGAAUAGAUGAUCUGAAGUCUUCGUCUAACUCUUCAGGCUGCUUGGAUCCGACUUUUUAUAGCGAGGAGAUCAGCCGUCUGAAGAAGGAGUUUGAGGAGAUCCAGAAAAGGAUGCUGCGACAAGAACAGGUCCUGGACAGAGCCUCCCAAAUACAGACUGCUACAAGAACUACCAGCAACCAGCUGAAACAGGAAGUCCAAAACCACCUGGUGUCCAUCCGAUUACUCAACCAGUCCCUGGAGAGGUGCGUGGAUAGGGUAGAGGGCUGGAAGGAGGUGAUGGAGGAGACCGAGGAGAAGAUGAAGACGCUCACUGAGGAUCAGUAUCACGUCAAAGCCACAGCGCAGCAGAUCAACACGACGGUGAUGCUCAGCAAAGACUGGAUCAACGUGCUGCAGAGAAAAGCAGACGAGGACUCUCGGCUUCUGCAGACGUUGAACAGCAGCUGGCAGAACAACAGUCAAGUUAUGAGCGCAAUCAUGUCCAACACCAGCAGCAUCUCACAGAACGUGCUCUACCUGCACAGCAACAUCCUCAUAGACCAGCAGAGAAUCGCCACGGCGACGGAGAUGUUCUAUGACCUGUCCCAUCAGGCGAUGAACCUCCAAAUGCAGCUUGACAACGUGUCCUCAUUUAUGGACGAACAUGAGGAGAACGUCCAUGAUCUUCAUUACCACUCCAGAUAUUACGAAAACCGGACGGGCGAGCGUUUCUCUGCGUUGGACGGCCGUUUGAACUCCAUUGAGAUGGAGAUCGACACCAUUUCAUCGAGCAUCAAUGCCACCGUCAUUCACGUCCAGAGCAUGUACAAGUACAUCAACAUCGAGAGCUCGUCCUGCAAGAGCCGUAUGGGAAGACACACAGAAGACCUGCAGAGCAUGAACAGUACAGUCAUGAUACUCCUGCAGUCCGCCGAGUCAUUGAGGGAGCAGAACAUGAUGCUGAAUGUCCGACUCAACAUGGACGUCAGGAACCUGUCCAUGCUGAUGGAAGAGAUGAAGCUGGUGGACAUUCACCACAGCCAGAUUAUACAGAACUUCACCAUUGUAAAAGGUGCUCCAGGGCCUCCAGGGCCUAAAGGAAACCGUGGAGAGACUGGCAUAAGAGGAGCCACAGGAUUAUCAGGAUAUAAAGGGGAUAAAGGCGCCAUGGGAAUCCGUGGUGUAAGUGGACCAAAGGGUUCUCCCGGUUCAAAGGGUGCACCUGGGCAACCUGGUCCAGCUGGGAACAAAGGUCCAGUAGGAUUGAAAGGAGUCAAAGGGUCACUUGGCCCACCAGGCCCAAAAGGUGAGAGGGGCCAGAAAGGGGAUAUGGGUCCUAUCGGUAGUGACGGUGUACCAGGACCCCCCGGGCCCACUGGGUUACAAGGCCAAGCAGGAUUACCGGGCAUCAUGGGACCUCCUGGACCAAGGGGAAUACCAGGGGUUCCAGGGCCACAAGGACCUCCAGGACCUCCUGCUCCAGUCGAAAUAGGAAUGCUGAGUAAGACCCCUCAAACGCACUCUGUGACACCUGGUGUGGACUCCAAGAGACACUAGAGACAAACCCAGAUAUGGACUGUCACGAGCAACAAACUAAAACAAGAUCUAUUGUGAUCAAGGAUCAAAGAAACCAAAACCCUCAAUGACCUGUUGCUAUAAAUCAAAUUGACUCUUUGACUUGAAGUAGAGUGUCUUCCAGAUUAACCUACAAACAUCUAGAAACCCAAAGACAUGAAGGGUCCCUCAGACUGAUCCAGUGUUGGGCACUCUAAGUGUGCAGACAGAAAUUAUAGCUGAGGGUCUUCAUCAGCAUCUAGGACGAAAGACAGAUUUUGACAAAUCUUGCCCCAGUUAUUUUUUUAAAGUUUUACAAAUUUCACACUUUCUUUACAUCUACUUUAAAAAAGACAUGUUCUUGUUUAAAAGAGAGUUCUCUUUGGCUGUUAAAAUGUAGUUUAAAGUCUAUUUUUCAGAGCAGGUACUCUGCAGACACUACCAUGAAUUGCAGUUUCAAUUGAAACAUUUUGCUUUGGUUAUAAAUACAAUUCUAUUGUUUUCUAUUCCUGCAGUUGGUCAAUAAAGUAAAAAAAAGUUUUAAAAAGUCUCUGAUUUCUAUCAAACUGGGAUUUCUUACUGUGUUGUCUUUA